UUCCUAUUUUUCAAAGCAAGCUUUCCCGGCUGGGUUUUGCAUUAAAGAUAAAACUGAUGACGGAAAUAAUUUUGUACUAAAAAAAUAGAGCAAUCAGCAUGGCAAGCACACAGCACGCGUUCCAGCCCCAGCACAGUGUAGUGUCGGCCCCAGCAGCCACGGGGCGACCCAAACUGAACAGGAUGCAAUCACUGCAGAGAAUGAGAAGUCGACUGGCAUCAGGCACUAAAGAAUUCCUAGGCCUAGAUGAACAGCAGAAACCUACGGAGCAGGACAAAUGGACGCAGCGCAGGUUGCGGCUUCUAAGUAGGUCACUAGUGGGUAACGUGAAGAAAGAGUGCCUGCAGAAGAAAUACGGAGACGAGACUGACAGUGUGUUCAUGCCAAACGUUGUUGAUCCAUUAGCAAAGAGAGGUCACUUUACGGGAUUUGACAUGACAGACGGAGGGUCGAUGAGAACGACGCCCAUGUCCAGCACCAGCACAUACUAUCGCAGACGCAUGAUGGGGCCUCGUAAACGAGGGAGAAAAGACUCUGUGAUGAAGAUGGCAUGGGAUGGAGUCAAUCAGCUGGUGGGUAGAAAGCCGUCAAGAAAAUCUCGACAGUGGAGUCGAAGUUUUGCACCUGCCAGCAUCACAUCAGACGAUAUGGAUGCUUUAUCUUUCACCCCCCAGGAAGCUGUGAUAGAAGAAGAAGACAUGUCCUUGGUCGAUGACGUCUUCUUUGACAUCAAGAGUCCCACAUUCUCCAUGUCUGCCCCAGAUUUUAUGAAGAAGACAGAACUGGAGACUGUCCCUGAAGCCAGAGAUGAGGUGGACGUAGGAAGGUCCACUCCUAAAAUUGUUCCAGGUCAGUGGCAUGCUGGUCAUCAUCCCCGCCAGGGUCUACCCUCCACCCCAGGGACGGCAGCGGUUGCUGUCCAUCCCCUCAGUGGCGUUGGCAUGCGGAGGAUUGUGGGUGGGGUUAUGGAGAGAGCCUUGGAUAACUCUGAUCGCAGGCGUGUGGGAAUGGGGAUCAUUGGACGCAUUUUCAAGCGUAGCUUCAAGAGAGGUGGAGUGGAUGAAGAUGUCAGGGAACAAAUAGAUAAAAUGCAUGAUCAUAGGCCGUUCUUCACAUUCUGGGUGACAUUUGUGCAGAUAGCAGUGUACAUAGUGUCUGUGUCUGUGUAUGGCAUAGCACCUGUAGGAUUCUCUGACACUCUCAUAUCAGAUGUGGUACUGACAUCCAAUUUAGCCUUAGAGAAAGUUGCAUACUAUGAGAAAGACAACAUGUGGAUAGGACCUAGACAAGCUGAUCUGAUUCAUCUUGGCGCUAAAUAUUCUCCCUGUAUGCGUCGCGACAGGAAUGUGAUUGCUGCACUAGAAACAGAUAAAAGUAGAGAACGUGAAACUGCAUGCUGUAUUAGAAAUGCCAGAGAGGAUGGGUGUGUGCAGAAACCUCGCCGGACUUGUUCUCCAUAUUUGUCAACAUGGUGGAAGUGGGGUGAAGACGGAAGAUUGGGCUUCAACAACCGCACAAAUGGCUCUGUCUGUGGCCAGGAUCCAGAGUUUUGCCUGACUCCAGCAUCUACUGAGCCAUAUGUGUGGCCAGAUGAUAUCACAAAAUGGCCUUUAUGUGUCAGAACUGAACAAAAUCUAACCCAUGGCAAUGAAUCAGAAGUAAGUCUUUUCCACCCACACAUGACUUGCGAAAUACGUGGGCGGCCAUGUUGUAUUGGGAUCCAAGGAGAGUGUAUCAUCACCACCCCAGAGCACUGUAAGUUCAGGAAGGGAUAUUACCAUAAAGAGGCUGCACUUUGUUCACAGGUGAAUUGUAUGAACCAGAUCUGUGGCAUGAUCCAGUUUUUGGACCCCCAGUACCCGGACCAGUUCUACCGCCUCUGGACCAGUCUCUUCCUACACGCAGGUCUCUUCCAUUUGGUGAUCUCUAUAAUCUUUCAAAUGCUGAUUAUGCGUGAUGUGGAGAAAUUAGCAGGGUGGAUCAGGGUCUCCAUUAUAUACAUUGUAUCUGGGAUAGCUGGUAACUUGGCCAGCGCCAUAUUUCUACCAUAUCAGGUGGAGGCGGGUCCUGCGGGUUCCCAGUUUGGCAUCCUGUCCUGUUUGUUUGUGGAAGUCCUCCAGAGUUGGCAGCUGAUCGAGACCCCCUGGAAAGCUCUCUUGAAACAAGGUGGCGUCAUCCUGGCCCUCUUUAUCCUGGGCCUGCUGCCCUGGAUAGACAACUACGCCCAUUUAGUCGGUUUCUUUACAGGCUUCCUGCUCUCAUUUGCCCUGCUUCCUUAUGUGACUUUUGGGGACUGGGACAAAAAGAGGAAAAUUAUAGGAAUAGUGUUGUCCGUUGUGACUGUUAUAGCUUUUAUUGUGGUAUUGUUUAUUCUGUUUUACGUCGUUCCCAUUUAUGAAUGCCCUCACUGUUCUUACUUUAACUGUAUUCCUUUUACUCCCAAGUUCUGUGAAAAUAUGGAAGUGAAGAUUGGAAGAACACAAUCGUAGUAAAGGGGGUUAAAAUUAAGACAUUAUUAUCAUUUGUUAACAAUGUUGCAGAACAUAUCGGUGUAUUUUAAGCAUAUAGCUUCCUUAGACUACCCUUUGUCAGAUCGAUAUGAACGUCUUGUUAAGUUAGUGUUUUGGUUAGAUUUUGAUUAAUGAGAUAAAUGAUGUUUUAUGAGAGUACUAGAGCUAUUUUUAUCAUUGCCAAAUGAGCUAAUUUAUUGUUAACAACUCUGUAUUGUAACCAAAGUAAUUAUGUUAAUCUGUUAAGGCUCUAUUUCGCAGAAGAAAAUACGCCUGUAAUGAAUCUUGAAUCUUGUAAUUAGAAAUCUAAGUUGAGUUAGCCCCGGGUCAAAGUCUAUGGGCUUAACUCCAACUGUUCUCAGUUGAAUAGCUAACAGCUAUGUGGUGUUGGUGUAGAAGUUUUCAUGUUGGCCAUGUUAUCUUUCAUUGACAGGCUGUGUUGCCAUGAUGAGCAGAAAUUGGUGACAAACCACCACUAGACAUGUGACUUUCAUCCUAGGUUCUUUUAUCAAGAUGGGACCAGGCAAUGGACUGGAGUCCAGUUUUUCAAAAUUCAUAGAUGUAUAAAAUUAUAUAUAUUUGUAUCAAUCUAAGAUUGGUGCUCCAGCAAGGUGCACCUAAAAUUGUUUUGUAACAGAAAUUACACAGAUAAAUGCAGAUUAUUUAUGAGAUAUUUUCACAGUUUUCAAUUUUGUUCUUACAAAUCAAGAUAAAUAGCAAGCUUCGUUGGCUAUUGCCAAUUUGGUGCUCAGCUUAUAAACUAUUAUCUCCAUAGGGUAACCAUAUGUUUCAAGGAAAAGUUGUUAGGGUUUGCUUGCAGUGUUUCGGAAGCAGCAAAGAAGCUUAUGUAGAUUUUUUGUUACUUUUAGAAAUAGAAUUACACACUACAAAAGGCAAUAGGUAUAAUAGUCCAAUCUUCUGUCAGAUGGGAUGAGAACUUCUUUUCUCCAGUUAAUUAGUCCCAACAUGCCAGUCUUAAUAUGGCCUCUAGUUAAACUGGACUGGUACACUAACUGUAACUUUGAUGGGAACAGCUUUGGUUACUCUAUUCAUCUUCUGUGAAUUGAUUUGUUUAGUGUUCAGAUAGAUCACAUUUGGAUAAACUCAUCGUAAAUGUCAAUUUGAUUGUUUUAGAAAUGAGACAUUGACUUUUCUUUUCUAGGAGACAUUUAGCAUUAUGCAAGCAAUGUUUAAAGAAUUACAAGAAAUUUUUUCAAGUUCCUUUGGUGAUGUCAUGCAUUGUCCACUUAGAUUGCUGAAUAUAGCUUUUGGAUUCGUCAACUAACAAAAAGAAAGUAUGUUUCUUUGCUGCCAUUCAGUGCGCAAUUUUUUGUAUCAUUUUUAUUUAGGUUAACAAUCACUGAUGCAAAGUCCUGGGGGCAUCUAUUAGGGAUAUUUACUUUUCUCUGUAAUAGGAAGUUUUUUUCUGCCUUUUGAUCUGUGAUUUAGUGUAAUAUUUUUUUUUACCCCCGUUCAAUGCGAUAGACAUCAAUACAAUCUCAGGUUUACUGUAGAGUAGUAAAUAAAUAAAAAAAAAAAAAACUGUAACAAUAAACAGUUACCUUGGUUGUAUGCUAGCAUGUAAUCAGUGGUGCAGAGGAAGACUGCAAUUCAGACCUUCGAUCUUGCACAUUCAUACACUGUGAGUAGAGCUUUACUGCAGAACGUGUUGAUUUGAAAUAUAAUUAACAUCAGAUAUGGUGUUGACUGUUGUGUAAGCGUAUCAGACCUGUUUUGAUGUAUCUGGCAGAUUUAGUGAACUUUUUGUGUCAUUUGUGUACAAGAAAACUUACUGCUGAUUUGAUUCAAGCUUCUGUGUCAAAGUGGACCUGCUAUCAUUUAUAUUAACUAUUUCAAUUCUUUUCUUUUUGAAGUUUUUUUUCUUAGAUCAUGAAAUCGACUAUGCCAAAUACAACCCACAAAAUUGCUGAAGUAUAUCUUAUACCCAUCUAUGUUAAUGUAACUAUAUUUGUACAAACUUCUUUUGUAUGGAAUUUGAUUUUCUACCUUUGUCCAAUAAAAUUAAAUGUAUUUAACUGUUCUCA
Messenger RNA from Lingula anatina, 4555 nucleotides. RefSeq names its product inactive rhomboid protein 1. The record is from RefSeq and is a predicted model, not a curated record. Gene Ontology annotation, biological process: regulation of protein secretion; regulation of epidermal growth factor receptor signaling pathway. NCBI's taxonomy places the organism in Eukaryota, Metazoa, Brachiopoda, Lingulata, Lingulida, Lingulidae. Gene Ontology annotation, molecular function: serine-type endopeptidase activity. Gene Ontology annotation, cellular component: endoplasmic reticulum membrane.